Molecule: messenger RNA, 1101 nt
Organism: Cutaneotrichosporon cavernicola
Lineage: Eukaryota; Fungi; Basidiomycota; Tremellomycetes; Trichosporonales; Trichosporonaceae
Gene: LUC7
Exons: 4
Coding region: 1-1101 (366 amino acids)
Biological process (GO): mRNA splice site recognition
Cellular component (GO): U1 snRNP; U2-type prespliceosome
Molecular function (GO): mRNA binding
Source: RefSeq, a predicted model, not a curated record
AUGGGGAAAAUGGCAGAGGUGCAGCGUAGGCUGCUCGAGCAAAUGAUGGGCCCGGAGGCGAUGGGCUUCAACCCACCUAACCUCGACUGGUGGAACGAGAAGGUAUGCCGCGACUACCUCUUUGGCACGUGUCUGCACGACACGUUCAGCAACACUAAAAUGGACCUCGGGCCGUGUCCCAAGACCCACUCGGAUCGUAUUUUGAAGCAGUUCCAGGAGGCGCAGAAGGAGACGCCACCGGACCCGCGAAUCGCUGCGUUCCGGCAGGAGCACGAGAACAACAUCUACCAGUUUGUCGACGAGUGCGACCGGCGCAUCCGCGCAUCUCAGCGCAAGCUCGAGAAGACACCCGAGGAGAACCGCAAGACGGUCGACUUAAUGAAGGAGAUUGGCGAGAUUGAACUCGCGAUUCAGGGUGGGACAGACGAGAUCGAGGAGCUCGGCGCCGAGGGCAAGGUCGACGAAUCGAUGGAGAAGCUUGCGGCUGUCGACGCGCUGAAGCAACUCAAGAACGACAAGGAGAAGGAGUUGCAGGUGCUCAACGAGAACGCGGGAGCUAGUGGGCACCAGAAACUGCGCGUGUGUGAGAUCUGCGGUGCCAUGCUCAGUGUCCUCGACUCUGACAAGCGUCUCGCGGACCACUUCGGCGGCAAGAUGCACCUUGGCUUCCACGAGUUGCGCAAGCUGAUGGCUUUGUGGGCCGAGGAGCGAAUGCGCGGCCCGCCUCCGGCCCCUCUCAGCGUUCCCCCGCCGUCUGUUGUGCCUUCGGGGCCACCACCUCCUGGGCCAGGAGGGAACCGCCCGCCCGUUCCGCCGUUCCCGCUGGCCGACGACAAGCGCGAGGCCGGCGAGAUAGGCGAGGACGGCACCGAUCGCUCGCGCUCGCGCGACAGAUUCGACGACCGGCGCGGAAGCUCUGGACGCGACCGCUAUGACGACCGCGAAAGGUUCGGCACCCGUGACCGAUAUGGGGACCGCGAGCGUGACCGCUAUGGAGACCGUGAAAAGAGCCGGUACGACGACCGCGACCGUAGGGAUAAGUACGACGACGACCGGAGGCGCGACCGCUCGCGCUCGCCAUCCAAGCGCCGCGUUGUGUAG